This is a messenger RNA of Neocloeon triangulifer, 807 nucleotides long. RefSeq lists its product as uncharacterized. The transcript is spliced from 4 exons. Gene Ontology annotation, cellular component: mitochondrial large ribosomal subunit; mitochondrion. The record is from RefSeq and is a predicted model, not a curated record. The coding region runs from base 91 to 726 and encodes 211 amino acids. Lineage: Eukaryota; Metazoa; Arthropoda; Insecta; Ephemeroptera; Baetidae.
AUAGCACUAUUGGAUGAGACGUGAAAAGUGGGCAGGGCAUUUUUGUCAUUGCAUAUUGCAUUUCAAAUCGGCAAAAUUAGAGGCAAAAGCAUGGCAGCGUUUAUGUUUAGAAGACAAAUUAUUUCCAAAUUCACAUCGCAAACGCUCAAUCCCUUACGGAAUUACGGAAAAAAAAUAAAGCUUGAACUCAGGGAGAAAAAGUCAGUCGCUCCUGUUUCAAAGGAUUUUGUCUCCUACGACCAGUCGCGCAACCAGAUUGAUGCAUUCAAAACAUCCUUGCAGUCGAGAGGAUUCCUCAGGAAACAAAAGGCAUUUGUGCCACCUCCAGAUGUUGUAGACAGGAUAAAGAAAAUUUCAGAGACGGUCUACCCAAAAAACUUUACUUGGAAGGACAAAUUGGAAGACGUCGGCAAUAAAUACAAGUUUCUUUCUCUUUGCUGGAAAGAGUUUGAUCACCAAGUACCAAAUUCGAUGCUGGCUCCCAUGGACACAAUCCAGGACAUUUGUGAUUAUUACCAAACUGAGGUGAAAACAACCACUCCACUUGACGCUUUGAAGGAAAUGGAUCUUCCUCAAAAUUUAACUGUCCAAUAUGAAUAUCACAGAUUUCAUCCAGAAACCGACACAAUGUUUGGGGGUGUUUCUGCUUUUCCCGGUAGUUCUACAAUUGUUACUGGACUGAAGUAUAAGAAAAAAUACAAAGGCUACAUUGCUCCUAAGGAUUAAAAUUGUUGUUCUGGUAAUUUCUUUGACUACCUUAUUUGUCAGAAAAAUAGUAGUAAAAUAAAACAAUUUAAAAAAAAUUCA